CAGAGGAUUUAUUUUCAACACAACCCAAACCACGAGGUAGCCUCUGUUGGCCUAUUUCCUGCAAAGAUGAGUCCAACACAGUGGGACCUGCCCCCAGAGCUGUGUUGCCGACCAAUGGCUUUCGUGGCACUGACAGGCCUGGAUGUGGUCUAUAAUGCCAUCCAUAGGGCAAUUUGGGAUGCCUUCUGUGCCAACCGGCGGGCAGACAGAGUCCCCAUCUCCUUCAAGGUUUUACCUGGAGACCAUGAAUAUCCAAAAUGCAGAACAAAGAGAACAUCCUAUGAGUGGUACAUUCCUAAAGGCAUUCUGAAGACUGGCUGGAUGAAUAAACAUCUCAACCUGGUGCCAGCUCUAGUCGUGUUGUUCUAUGAACUUGACUGGGAUGAUCCCCAGUGGAAGGAGAAGCAAUCUGAAUGUGCCACUAAAGUGGAGAUAGUCAGGACCAGUUUGCAAGGAAGAAACACUAAGGUCGCUGUUGUCUUAAUUCAGAAGAAAACACCUCUUCCUCCAGGUGAGGAUCUUGUAGCCUCAGAGAGAGCUUCAGCCCUGUGUAAUGCCUGUGACCUCUCUGGAAAGUCUCUGUUUGUCCUCCCACACACUGAUCACUUAGUGGGCUACAUCAUCAGGCUGGAGAAUGCAUUUUAUGAGCAUGCCCAGACAUAUUACUACAAUGAGAUACGGAGAGUAAAAUCUCACAAAGAGUUUCUCAACAAAACCACUCACCAGUUGCUGUUUGUAAGACACCAGUUUAAGAUUGCCUUCUUCAGUGAGUUAAAGCAGGACACGCAGAAUGCACUGAAACAUUACAGAACAGCCUACAGUCUGGUACACGAGCUCAGAGCCCAUGAGACCAAUAUGUUAGAGAUCAAGACCAUGGCAGGAUUCAUCAACUACAAGGUCUGCAGGCUUUGCUUCCAGCACAACACUCCACUGGACGCCAUUGCCCAGUUUAGGAAACACAUCGACCUGUGUAAGAAGAAGAUCGGCAGUGCUGAGCUGGCUUUCGAACACACAGCCUGGAUGUCUAAGCAGUUCCAGUCGUUCGGUGAUCUGUUUGAUGAAGCCAUUAAACUGGGUCUCACUGCCAUUCAGACACAGAACCCUGGCUUCUACUACCAGCAGGCGGCGUACUACGCCCAGGAACGAAAGCAACAGGCAGCCCACCUGUGCAACCACGAGCAGAGUACGAGCUACCCCUCCCCUGAUCCUCUGGAGACCCCGUCUGGAGCUCUAGACUUCUAUGGUCAGAGAGCGUGGAGGCAGGGACAUCAGAGUAUUGACCCCCCUGACCCAGAGAGGGAGAAAGCAGGCAUUCUCGCUCUCCAAGUGAAGGAGAAAGGCGUGUUGCAUUCGGAGCUAAUCAUUGCCUUGCUUAGCAACGCUGUGGCCCAGUUUAAGAAGUACAAGUGUCCUCGCAUGAAAAGCCAUCUGAUGGUUCAGAUGGGAGAGGAGUACUACCAUGCCAAGGACUACAAUAAAGCUUUGAAAUUGCUAGACUAUGUGAUGUGUGAGUACCGCACAGAACGCUGGUGGACCCUGCUCACCUCUAUUCUGAGCACUGCUCUGAAGUGCUCCUACCUGAUGGGCUACAUCAAAGACUACAUCACCUACUCCAUGGAGCUGGUGGGCAGAGCAUCUACACUUCGUGAGGAACAGAAGUCCAGGAUUGAGAAGAAUUUAAUUAAAGUGCUUAUGAACGAAGCGCCGGAGCCGGAGCCGGACUGUGACCCAGCCUCAGUCAAAGCUGCACAGGCCCAUUGGAUCGACCGUGGCUCUCUGGAUAAAGACAACCUGUUCACCAUCGAGGUUCAGGACUACAUUCCCUUUGUUCAGUGCAAGGCUAAGUUUCUGUCACCCAGUUUUCAUGUGGACGACCCUGUUCAGCUGCAUGUCUAUCUAAAGGCUGACUGUCCCCAUCCCGUUCGCUUCUCUAAGCUGUGUGUCAGCCUCAGUAACCAGGAAUAUAAUCAGUACUGCCAUGUGGAGGAACCAUGCAAGGCAAAAGACAUCCUUGAGCCCUCCAGUCAGGCAAACAUGUGCUUAAUCCCAGGAAAGACGCGUAAAUACUGCUUCACGUUUGUGGCCAAGACAGAAGACGUUGGAAAAAAGAUAGAGAUCACGGCUGUCGACCUGAUGCUGGGCAGCGAGAGUGGACGCUGUGUCUACCUCAACUGGCGAGGAGGUGGAGGAGAUGCAGCCUCCGCCCAUGAGGCUGUGCAGGCGGCGCGCUCCUUUAAGAGGAGAACCCGUCUCCCAGAGCAACAAGUGGACUGGGACACAGUGUCUAUUCAAACCAGCACUAUGAUAAUCUCUCGAGUUCCCAGAAUCUCUGUGCAGCUGCAUCACGAUCCUCCGGCGCUCACUAACGAAAUGUACUGCAUUACCGUCACCAUCCAAUCAGAAGAGGACACAGUCGCCAGAGACGUGAAGGUGACAGCCGGACUCAAACCGGGUCAAGAUGCAAACCUCACACAGACGACCCACGUCACCCUGAGCAGCACGGAGGUGUGUGACGACACCCAUCCCGCCCUGCUUACAGAUAUUCCCAUAGGGGAUUUGCAGCCUAGAGAGAAGAUCGAGAGGUCGUUUUAUGUUCGAUGUGUCAGCACUGGGUCACGAAUAUUCCUCUUCCAUGUCUCUUACGCCAUGAGCACCACAGUCGAAGGAAAAGAAAUUACCUGCAAGUGUCAUAAAGAUGAGACAGUUACCAUAGAAACAGUUACUCCAUUUGAAGUUGCUUUCAAGUUUGUCUCCAUAAAGUUUGAGAAUCUGGACAGAGUGUAUGUAGACAUCCCUUUCCUGUUGAUGAUGGACAUCCUGAGUAUGUCUCCAUGGCCACUGCACCUGGUGUCCAGUCAACUGCAACUGGCUCCUACAAUGACUGCCAUUGACCGGCCGCAGUCCCAGGUGGAAGGAGUGGUCCUUCAGACUAGUGAAUGUGCUAGUGAAUGCUUCUGUCUCAAAUGUCCUCCUGUCCUCAAUGGGACCAGCACAGUAGCCUCUGGACAGUACAUCAUCUCCUGGAAGAGGAAAUCUGCACAUGCUGAAACACCAGUGGUUAACUCGGUCAUCAUUCUGCCUCAUGUUGUUGUUGAGGCCAUUCCUCUGUAUGUUCACGCUGAGUUGCCCUCAUAUGGCCGUGUUCGUGAGUCACUGCCUGUGCGGUACCACAUAGAGAACCGCACAGGGCUCGUUCAAGAAGUUGAGAUGUCUGUGGAACCCAGCGAUGCCUUCAUGUUCUCUGGUCUUAAACAGGUAAGGCUGAGGAUAUUACCGGGGACGGAACAGGAGAUGCUGUACAACUUUUACCCGCUCAUGGCUGGCUAUCAGACGCUGCCACAGCUGAACAUCAACCUGCUACGCUUCCCGAAUGUCUCCAGUCAGCUGCUGAGGCGUUUUCUACCCGCACGCAUUUUCGUCAAGCCCCAGGGAAGACAAGCUGACGCCUCAAUCGCAGCAGCAUAAAAAAAAAAACGCUUUGGCUUACCUCAAGUACGCUGUGUCUGUUGCACCUGAAGAAAGGAGUCUAACAUUCCUGUUGUCUUUUUAUGUAUACUGGAAAUCUAGGUGAAAAAGGUUUACAAUGUAUUGAUGUUAUGUCACAUACUUAGAAUGAUGUAAUAUGGAGUUGAUACAUCCUGUUCAAAUUUAAUGGUUUUGAGUGACUGCCCCAAGUGUAGCCAUUGUUUCCAAAUCUGAUAUCUGAUUUUUUUUUUUUCUUUUUUUUUUUUAACCAUUCAGCCGAUGCCUUUAGUUGCAUAACUAGCAUUAUUUUCAUCCAUCUUGAAACUAAAACUUUUUAACAUGGUCAAAUUUAUUAAGCCUAAAAUAUCAACAUCAAAUAAUCACUAAAUUAUUGUAUCACCAAA
Messenger RNA from Chanos chanos (milkfish), 3869 nucleotides. RefSeq names its product trafficking protein particle complex subunit 11 (gene trappc11). Lineage: Eukaryota; Metazoa; Chordata; Actinopteri; Gonorynchiformes; Chanidae. The transcript is spliced from 30 exons. The record is from RefSeq and is a predicted model, not a curated record. Bases 67 to 3465 code for a protein of 1132 amino acids.